UUUGGCUUCCCUCCAGGCCUGAGGACAAAGACUUUCCUCUAAACUCAGAUGAAAAAUAUUCCAACAGGAGAACAUUAACCUGACUAGGAAAACUCCUGGCCCUGAGUUUAACCAAAGCUGAGUUUGUGUUCAGGAAAGCCCUGGUGAUGCAUUCUUGUGUCUGUCUGUGUUGAACAAGCGCACCAAGAGGAAACUGAAGAUGGUUCGUGACAAUGGCUCCAUGACCAUCCUUGGAGCGAGGAAGAUGUCCAUUCCUCAGAUCACCUUCGACCACAUCGAAGAUAACGACGAGAAGAAAGAGGUCCCCUUCUUUCUAGAAGAACCCCAAGGCAUCAUCCGGAUGUUCAGACAAACAGGCGUUCAGCACUCAUGGUCCUCUUUCAAUCUGAGCUGUCCUGCCUCUCCAGUUAAGAAAAACCUGGACGGGCCUUCCAUAGGCAUCUCCCGGGGCAACAGCUUGAGUGAUGACAUGGACUAUGUCAGCGAAGACACACCUUUACCCGUGGUGACAGACGCAUCACAUUUGUUGACCAGCCCGCUCAUGGCAAAGGUCCAGGACUCAGUCUCAACUCACCACUUGAAUUCAAGAAGCACCAUCACGACCAACACCAGAGCCAGCACCAAUACCAGCAGCAACACCUGCACUAACACCAACACCAGCACCACCACUAAUAAUAGUACCAACAACACCAGCACUACCACCAAUACCAGCACCAACACCAGUACCAACAACAUUCACAGAACCUGCACCAACACCAGCACAAACACCAGCACCAACACCAGAACAAGCACCAACAACACCAAUAACAGCACUAACACUAGUACCAACAACAUCUACAGAACCUGCACCAACACCAGCACAAACACCAGAACCAACACCAGGAACACAAGAACCAUCACCAGUACCAGCACCACUUGGAGCCAGCAUUGGACCUGUCACUGA
Molecule: messenger RNA, 943 nt
Organism: Oncorhynchus tshawytscha (Chinook salmon)
Lineage: Eukaryota; Metazoa; Chordata; Actinopteri; Salmoniformes; Salmonidae
Exons: 6
Coding region: 200-943 (247 amino acids)
Source: RefSeq, a predicted model, not a curated record